Molecule: messenger RNA, 1290 nt
Organism: Xenopus tropicalis (tropical clawed frog)
Lineage: Eukaryota; Metazoa; Chordata; Amphibia; Anura; Pipidae
Gene: mettl15
Product: methyltransferase 15, mitochondrial 12S rRNA N4-cytidine
Cellular component (GO): mitochondrial matrix
Molecular function (GO): methyltransferase activity
Source: RefSeq, marked provisional
CUGACGCAAGCAGGUGUCAGGCAGAGAUAUAAGCGGCGGCGCGCUGUUCCCCGGCACCAGAGAAUCAUGCUGACUUCGCUGAGGCACGCGUGUAGAAGUUACAGCAGGUUUCGGAGAGGAGCAUCUCCAUCGCUUCUUCAGGCCAAGGAGGUCCAGCUCAAAGCAGAGCCUCCAGGGGAAGCCGAUCACACAGUGUUGCAUGUUCCUGUAAUGGUGAAUGAAGUUAUUGAGUGUUUGGCCCCCCAAGAAGGACAAACUAUAUUGGAUUUGACUUUCGGAGCUGGUGGUCAUACAACAUCUAUUCUGAAGCGGGCAUCUAAUAUUAAAGUACUGGCCCUUGACAGAGACCCAGCUGCUUUUGCUAUAGCACAACAACUAGCGCACAGUUGUGGGCACAACAUUCAGCCGUUGUUAGGGAGAUUCAGUGAAUCUAAAGACUUAUUGACAUCUGCAGGAGUAGAACCUGGAUCCAUAGAUGGGGUCCUGCUGGAUGCCGGAUGUUCUUCAAUGCAGUUUGAUACACCUGAUAGGGGAUUUUCACUCUCUAGAGAUGGUCCCUUGGACAUGAGGAUGGAUGGUGACAGGUACCCUGACAUGCCCACUGCUGCUGAUGUUGUGAAUGCCUUAGAUCAACAGGCGCUUGCGUCCAUCCUGAAAACAUACGGGGAGGAGAGACACGCCAAGAAAAUAGCUUCAGCUAUCGUUCAAGCACGUAGCAUAUACCCUAUCACCAGAACUCAGCAGCUAGCCAGCAUUGUUACAGGAGCCUCGAUUCAGGCUCGGACAGAUCUUCUUCAACGUCCGGCGCACGUGGCGACCAAAACUUUCCAGGCUCUCCGCAUCUUUGUAAACAAUGAACUGAACGAGCUGCAUGCAGGGCUCAGCACAGCAGAGACAUUCCUAAGGCCCGGCGGAAGGCUUGUCGUCAUCUCUUUCCAUUCGCUCGAAGACCGGAUCGUGAAGAGAUUCCUCCAUGGAAUAGACAUGGCCGAUAAGCCAAAUUUGGCCGCCAGGCAUAAAAUAAGGCAAGGACAGAGAAACAGCAAAGAGAUGGAGGAUGAAGAAUUUCUAAUGUCACAUUCUAAUCCAGCUUGGACUGUGAUCCAGAAAAAAGUGCUCACACCCCAGUACCAGGAUGUAUUAGAAAACCCACGCGGGAGGUCAGCUAAACUGAGAGCAGCUAUUAAACGAUGAGCCCAAGACUUUAUAUUUCAUAGGGCCCUUGCACUGACUUGUUUUCGAUUCCAUAAAAAAUGUUUUUUAAAUGAGUUUUCAUAGUAAAAUAAACUU